Molecule: messenger RNA, 1767 nt
Organism: Suillus plorans
Lineage: Eukaryota; Fungi; Basidiomycota; Agaricomycetes; Boletales; Suillaceae
Product: GH3 auxin-responsive promoter
Exons: 7
Coding region: 1-1767 (588 amino acids)
Cellular component (GO): cytoplasm
Molecular function (GO): acid-amino acid ligase activity
Source: RefSeq, a predicted model, not a curated record
AUGUCUCAUCGUCAAACAGUUCUCUUAGAUUCUUUGUCUACUGAGCUCUCUCAGCAGCUCAAGGAUCGCAUAGAUAAAAUCCUACUGGAGAUCAUACAGCCGAACUUUGCGUCUCAAUUUGCGCAGGGCGCUCCCGAAUUAGCGGGGUUCCGCGAGGCCAUCGCGCAGAGCGACUCGAAGGAUGAUAUCAACUUCCUACGCAGCUUCCGAGAAUUCAUUCCCAUCACAAACUACGAACCUUAUAGGCCGUUUAUAGCAAAGUUUUUGGCGACUCCUUGCAUGGAGGCUGACGUCAAGAACAUGUUCGCCCUGGGACUGCCCUACUUCUUAGCCAUGACCAGCAUGGCAUCUAGCAACGCACCAAAGUUGUUUCCAAAGUAUCGGCCUCCCCUGCACCUUUUACAGCAAUCCUCGUAUCAGGGUUUUUUCCCGUCAGAUGGUACCACCUUAGCACCAUUCUCUUUGAGACAUCGGCAAGUCUUAAAGAUAGAUUGCGAGGAUGGUCAGAGCUCCAAGGAUGUAGCUGUCUGCUCUACGAGCAUCGGUAUUUUGCGAAUGGGAAUGAACUGGGACGUUGAGCAUGAUAAGAAUAGACUCGAUCUGUGGGUUCCGGGAAGAACGGAACCAUAUGCGAUAUCUUUGGUUAAAAACCAUCGCACUUUAUUUAUUCUGAAUGCGCUAUUUGCACUGGCGGACCGUCGAGUGACAACCAUCCGGUUCUUAUUUGCCAAUGUGUUCGUCAUUUUUUUGCAGUACGUGGAAGAUGAAUGGACUUUACUUGUCGAAUGCAUCGAAAAGGGUAUCAUCCCGGAUGUUGAAGACCUAGGUGAUCUGCGAGCACCUUUAGAGAGACAUCUUACUCCCCACCCUGUUCGCGCUGCUGAACUUCGGGAAAUCGGGCCUCCUGUCAUCCAGGGCUGGGCAGUCUGCGUGUGGCCUGACUUGAAACAAUUCGUUGGGAUCACUGGAGGUCAGGCUGCUGUUCCUGUUCCAAAGGCACGUCAAAUUACUCACUUCCUCGGACCUUCCAUUACCAUCAAGUCCCAUGGGUAUGGUACUGCAGAAUGCGGUCUCGCUAGGGUAUACCCUGAAGGCAACCCUAAUACUGACUUCAAGGUGACGUUUAGAGAUGGGGUCGUCGAGUUUCUGGACGUGCGUUCCAACGAGCCUUCAGGCCGUGUAUUGUCCGCUUGGGAACUCGUAACUGGUGGGCACUACGAGCCCGUCGUGACGACCCGCAAUGGCUUGUGGAGAUAUCGCGUUGCUGAUGUUAUCACCGUUAAAGGCUUUGCCCCAGAUGACGGCCUACCGAUUAUCAAUUACCUUCAUAGGCGAGAUGACUUGCUUGGAGUGGCAUCUAGAGCAUCAUGUACAGAGUCGCAGUUAACGGAUGCGAUCGUCUCUGCCGCUCAACAAUCGAUCGGCCAGAUCGUAGCUUUCACCAUUGUGCUGGACGAUCGAGAUAAGCCUGUCACUUAUGGGUACUUGGUAGAGCUUGCAGGGGAACUAAGACAGAAUGCGAGAAUGGCGAUAAAUCAACUGUUUGAAAAUCUUAUCUCAGCAAGCGAUGAUUACAGCCUCGUUGUUUGGCAAGGCAAGGCAAGAAGGCCUACCAUCCGUAUCGUGAACAAAGGCACCUUUGCAGAAUAUCAUAGGCAGAAAUGCGAGCAGGCGAACAUCACGGUUAGUCAAGUGAAAGUUCCCGUCGUCGUAUUUGACCCAGCGAUGAAGGAAUGGCUCCUGGAGCGAGUUAUAACUGAAUUGUAA